UAUUUAUAGGCACGCUCCCUUCAGCUCAGUCUACCCGAGGCCUGAAAGAUGCUGCUCAUCGUCGUCCUUUCGCUCUUCUACUUCAACACGUCUCUGAGCCUAAAAAUCUGCUCCUUCAACGUGAAGUCCUUUGGAGAAGCAAAAAUAGCCAGACAAGAAGUCAUCGAUGUCAUUGUAAAGGUCAUUUCUCGCUGUGACAUCAUGCUACUGAUGGAAAUAAAGGAAAACAACAACAGAAUAUGCCCCUUUCUGAUGGAGAGGCUGAACAGAUGGCCAAAAGGGCCAAAAGAAGAAUACAGCUAUGUGGUCAGCAAAAGGCUGGGAAGAAAGACCUACAAGGAGCAGUACGCGUUCAUCUACAGGCCAAAUCUGGUGUCGGUGAAGCAAAUCUAUCAGUAUCCUGAUCUCCAGCCUGGGGACGAGGACGCCUUCUCCAGAGAGCCCUUCAUCAUCUGGUUCCACUCCCCCCCGGCGCCUGUCAAAGAGUUUGCUGUAAUCCCUCAGCACACCACACCAGAAACAGCGGUGCGGGAGAUUGAUGAGCUCUACGAUGUGUAUUUAGAUGUAAAGCAGCGCUGGACCACUGAGAACUUCAUCUUCAUGGGGGACUUCAAUGCUGGCUGUAGCUACGUCCCAAAAAAGCAGUGGAAGAACAUCCGACUGAGGACUCACCCUGAAUUUGUCUGGCUAAUCGGUGACAAAAACGACACAACAGUUAAGAGAAGCACAAGCUGCCCAUACGAUAGAAUCGUGGUCAGCGGGGAAGCGCUCAUCGGAGCCGUGGUGCCACGCUCGGCAAAUAUCUUCGACUUUCAGAAGGCUUUUCGGCUCACCGAGGAGCAGGUACAGCGCGGCCCUGGCCGCAGCGUGCCCGGCAGGCAGCCCGGGGGGCGGCAGCGUGGGGUGAGGGCUUUGAGCAUGAUCUUAUCUGUAGAGCUGACCCUGUCCUCCAGAGAUUAA
Molecule: messenger RNA, 960 nt
Organism: Struthio camelus australis
Lineage: Eukaryota; Metazoa; Chordata; Aves; Struthioniformes; Struthionidae
Source: RefSeq, a predicted model, not a curated record